Messenger RNA from Armigeres subalbatus, 1779 nucleotides. RefSeq lists its product as uncharacterized. The record is from RefSeq and is a predicted model, not a curated record. Gene Ontology annotation, molecular function: nucleic acid binding. Gene Ontology annotation, biological process: DNA integration. NCBI's taxonomy places the organism in Eukaryota, Metazoa, Arthropoda, Insecta, Diptera, Culicidae. The transcript has 2 exons. The coding region runs from base 1 to 1779 and encodes 592 amino acids.
AUGCGCAACUGGCUAUCCAACUCCAGUGCCGUCGUCGAAAGCUUGCACGAAAAUCACACGAAGGAGAAGAACAUGAGUUUUUCCGCAGAGAUGGCCACAGAAAAGGUGCUUGGAAUGUGGUGGGAUACCACAAUUGAUACGUUCACAUUCAAGUUGUCACCUAAGCACGAUGUGGAGCUACUCUCUGGUGCCAGAAUACCUUCAAAACGUGAAGUUCUGAGGACGUUGAUGGCAAUAUAUGAUCCGAUGGGACUCAUCGCCAAUUUUCUCAUCCACUUAAAGAUCCUGCUGCAGGAAAUUUGGCGCUCCGGGUGCGGUUGGGACGACGAGAUCAGUGGCAAGCUAGUCGAGAAAUGGAUCACAUGGAUCGAAGCGUUUUCGAAUGUUCGUCAAGUCAGCAUUCCUCGUUGCUACCGAGUUAUAACGUCCGCCGCGUCGACGAAUAGGGUAGAAUUGCACAUAUUCUGUGAUGCUAGCGAGAAUGGAAUAGCUGCCGUAUCAUACUUCAGCCCGCUGCACAAACUGAAUCCGAUCAUCAAUGAGCACGGUGUCUUGCGAAUGCGAGGACGUAUAAAUGCCUGCGAUUGGGUUGAUGAAGCCACCAAAAACCCGAUCUUGCUUCCGAGGAAAAACUACGUGACUCAGUUGGUGAUCGCCGACUAUCACGCAACUUACAGACAUCAAAAUCACCACACAGCGUUGAAUCAGAUCCGAUUAAAGUAUUACAUAUCCCGUCUCAGAUCAGAGUUUGAUCAAGUCCGUAGAAGAUGCCAACGAUGCAAGAUUUUUAAAGCAAAUCCACAGCCACCAGCAAUGGGAAACCUUCCGUCUGCCCGGUUGGCAGCCUUCCAGCGACCAUUCUCUUACACUGGAGUCGACUAUUUUGGGCCGAUGUUAGUGCUAGUUGGCAGACGAACUGAGAAAAGAUGGGGAGUCCUGCUUACCUGCAUGACGACCAGAGGCGUGCACAUCGAAAUCGCACAUUCGUUGUCGACCGAUUCGUGCAUUUUAGCUCUACGUAACUUCAUAGCAAGAAGAGGACCGCCGCUGGAAUUCAUAAGCGACCGAGGUACGAACUUCAUAGGAGCUUCCCGGGAGCUGCGCGAAGCCCUCAAGCAUGUCGACGAGGAGAAACUUAAGAUAGAGUUCGUCAGUCCUGUCACCAAGUGGACCUUCAAUCCACCAGCCGCCCCGCACUUUGGCGGCUGUUGGGAGCGUUUGAUCCAGUCUGUAAAGCGCACCAUGAAAGAUUUCGACCUUCCGCGUUUGCCAUCGGAUGAGAUUCUUCGCUCCACAUUGAUGGAGAUAGAGAUGAUUCUGAAUUCAAGACCGCUUACUGACAUACCAUUGAAUACCGACACUGAACCCCCUCUAACACCAAAUCACUCCCUGUUAGGGUCUGCUGAUGGGAAUAAGCCCCCGAUCAUUUUCGAUGACAAACCUUCUGUACUAAAGCAAUCGUGGAAGAUGGCCCAGCUGUACGCCGAUAACUUCUGGAAGAAAUGGGUGGUCGAAUAUUUGCCCACAUUGACGCGUAGGACAAAAUGGUUCCAACCCAUCAAACCCAUCCAAAAGGGUGAUCUAGCGUUGAUUGUAGAUGCGAAACUUCCAAGGAAUUGUUGGCCAAGAGGACGAGUGAUCGAAGCGAUCCAAGCCGAAGACGGACAGGUCCGUCGUGUAACCGUGCAAACAGGAACUGGACUGAUGGAAAGGCCAGCGGUCAAGGUUGCUGUAUUAGACGUCGGUGCAACAGGAGGUAAGCCAGCUGAACAACAGUGA